AUGGCCAUCCUUCUUUGUGCGCAUGUUUAUAGUUAUACCAUUAUGGUUCUAUUGUUGUCUUCGUUAUUAGCCACUGCUGUUGAUAUUAUUACACAAUCUCAGCCACUGGUUGACGGCGGAACAACCACCUUGGUGUCUGAAAAUGGAAAGUUCGAGCUAGGUUUUUUCAGCCCAGGUAGUUCCACAAACCGAUACAUCGGAAUCUGGUUCAAGAACAUCCCAACUAGAAGGAUUGUUUGGGUUGCCAACCGUGAAAAACCAGUCAAAGGUAAUUCAGGGAAGCUGAGCAUUAACACAGAAGGAAACCUUGUGCUUCUAAGCCAGAACGAGACUGUUGUUUGGUUAGCAAAUUCAACCAAAAAAGCUUCAAGUCCAAUCGUACAACUUCUAGACUCUGGAAAUUUGGUUCUGAAGGAUGAACAAGACCAGAUCAGUCCACAAAACUACUUGUGGCAGAGUUUUGAUUAUCCUUCUGAUACUCUUUUGCCAGGAAUUAAGUUUGGAUGGGACCUUAGAACUGGUCUUAAUCGACAUUUAACGGCAUGGAAAAGUUGGGAUGAUCCUUCUCCAGGAGACUUCAGAAGUGAACUCAUGCUUCACAAUUUACCAGAAAUGGUCUUAUGGGAAGGCUCCACAGAGUAUCACAGAAGUGGCCCAUGGAAUGGUCUUGAUUUUAGUGGCACUCCUACAACGAUGGAAGAAUUAGUUCAUAAUAACUUAACAUUGGUUUCCAAUGAAGACGAGGUUUAUUUCAUAUACACUCCCGACAAUGAGUCAGAGGUUUCUAUAAGAGUUUUAAACCAAACAAAGCACGCUUUGCAGAGGCUUGUGUGGAUUGAAGAUGGAAAAACAUGGAAAUCUUUUGGUGAUAUACCAAGAGAUAAUUGUGAAAUAUAUAAUCUUUGUGGUGCAUUUGGAAAUUGCAUCAUCGUUGAUACAGCUAUAUGCCAGUGCUUGAAGGGAUUCAAGCCAAAAUCACCCAAAAACUGGGAAAUGUUUGAUUGGACAGGAGGGUGUGUUCACAGUGAACUAUGGAGCUGUAAGGUGAAAGGUAAAGACAGUUUCCUUAAAUUUAGUGGCCUGAAAUUACCAGAUAUUACAAAAUCUUGGGUCAAUACAAGUAUGACACUUGAGGAGUGCAAAGCCAAAUGUUGGGAAAAUUGUUCUUGUACUGCUUAUGCUAAUUCGGAUAUCAGAAGAGGAGGUAGUGGUUGUGUCAUGUGGUUUGGUAAUCUUACUGAUAUGAAACAAAUGUCAAAUGAUGUUGGUCAAGAUUUGUAUAUUCGAAUUGCUUCUGCAGAACUAGCUAACCAUGAAGGUAAUAAUGAAUACAAUAUAAAGAUAAUUGUGAUCUCAGUUACCGUUUCUGGAGUUCUUGUGAUGCUUCUCACAUUCUAUAUUUAUAGGAGCAAAAGAAAACCUAAAGCAAAUAACGAUGAAAGCUCGGAAGAAGAUUUGGAGCUUCCUCUCUUUGACUUUACAAUAAUAGCUAAUGCUACGCAUAACUUCUCCAUUGACAAUAUGCUUGGACAAGGUGGUUUUGGACCAGUAUACAAGGGUAUAUUAAAUGAUGGACAAGAGAUUGCUAUCAAGAGACUAUCACAGAACUCUCACCAAGGAAUGGAAGAAUUCAAGAAUGAAGUUAUAUUAUGUGCCAAACUUCAACAUCGUAAUCUAGCUAAAGUUCUUGGAUGUUGCAUCCAAGGAGAGGAGAAAAUGCUGAUAUAUGAGUACAUGCCUAAUAAGAGUUUGGAUUUGUUUAUUUUUGGCUCUUCUACCCAAACUACACCUCUAAAUUGGUCACAACGAUUUUACAUUAUAUGUGGGAUUGCUAGAGGUCUUUUGUAUCUUCAUCAGGAUUCAAGAUUAAGAAUUAUUCACAGAGAUCUUAAAGCAAGUAAUAUAUUACUUGACAAUGAAUUGAAUCCAAAGAUCUCCGAUUUUGGUUUGGCAAAGAUUUUUGGAAGAGAUCAAAUUGAAGAGAAUACAAAGAGAAUUGUUGGCACAUAUGGUUAUAUGGCACCUGAAUAUGCAAUCUAUGGGUUAUUUUCUACAAAAUCUGAUGUAUUCAGUUUUGGAAUAUUACUACUGGAGAUAGUGAGUGGAAAGAAAAACAGAGGAUUCUCCUCACCAAACCAAAGUCUCAAUCUUGUUGGACAUGCAUGGAGGUUGUGGAAGGAAGGAAUCCCAAAUAAAUUCAUUGAUGCAAAUGUGGAAGAAUCUUGUAUUGAACUAGAAGUAUUACGAUGCCUUCAUAUUGGUCUUCUUUGUGUGCAACACAAUCCUAAUGACAGACCAAACAUGGCAUCUGUGGUUGUGAUGUUAAGUAGUGAGGGUGACUUGCCUCAACCUAAAGAGCCUGGUUUCCUCUUGGAAUAUAUCCCAAUCAAUGCAGAAUCAUAUAAUUGCAAUCACACAAUAGAUUCAAUGAAUAGAAUUUCCAUCACUGAAUUAGAGCCCAGAUAAACAAUUGUUUUUUCCAUAUUGUUUAUACUGCUAUAUAGAACAAAUAACACUGAAAAUACAAGAAUAUUAGCAAAUUGCAAUAAAGCAAGCCAGGUUGGGCAUA
Messenger RNA from Neltuma alba, 2569 nucleotides. Its product is annotated as G-type lectin S-receptor-like serine/threonine-protein kinase At4g27290. Gene Ontology annotation, molecular function: protein serine/threonine kinase activity; ATP binding. Gene Ontology annotation, biological process: recognition of pollen; protein phosphorylation. The transcript has 7 exons. The record is from RefSeq and is a predicted model, not a curated record. NCBI's taxonomy places the organism in Eukaryota, Viridiplantae, Streptophyta, Magnoliopsida, Fabales, Fabaceae. Bases 1 to 2466 code for a protein of 821 amino acids.